CCGAGACCUGAGGGAGAAGAAGUAUACAAUAGCGGAGUUAGACAGACAGACAGACAGAGAGAAAGUGUGUGUGUGUGAAUGAGAAAGAGAGAGACAGAGCACAACACCGGGACGUAACGCUUUAAUUCAGAAACACGGACUUCCCAAAAGAAAACUCUCCGACCACCUCAGCUCGAGUUUAGACCAGGGGGGAGUUGUCGCACCUUGGCCCCGAAGACUGCGCUGCUCCGCGGGUCUGAAAACUCUCUUUCACCCCUCUCACUCUUCACGUCCGGCUGUUUUCAUGUUCCUCCCGUCGUCUCGCACUUUGAGCCCGGGUGUAAUGGAGGGCCCCGUACGGAUUUGCCACCAGAAGAAUGCGUUUUGCUGCUAAUUCAACCGACAGCUCGCAGCUUUUGCCCUCCUGCAAGAGAGGUUUGCUGAACAGUCGAGGGCGUGCGUGCUGGGCAACACGGCUGCUGGCAGGGGUCAAAGUGCACCAUGGACAGUGGCCUAAGGGUCCUCCUGUCCACUGUGCUGUGUCUCAGCCAGUCCCUGCUUAUCAGCUGCUCAUCUCAAUAUCCCUCUUUCCGCUCUGAGCCGGCCUCCUUGGUUCAGAGUCAUGGCUCUGUCGCUCGUCUGCACUGCUCAGUAAGCCCUCCAUCAGCGGUGGUUUCCUGGCGCUUCAGAGGCCUUCCCCUGGACCCCGACACCCUGCCCGGUGUGGAGCUGAAUGGAGGUUCCCUCGCCAUCUCCUCCCUUAAGCCCAGCCAUGCCGGCGUCUAUCAGUGUGUAGCACGCUUAGACCACGGGCCGGCUAUCGCCAGCCGCUUCGCGCGUGUGGCCAUAGCAGAAAUAUCAGAAUAUGAAGAUGGCCGACGGCGGUCAUUAUCAGUGCAGGAAGGCAGCACUGUUCGUAUAGAGUGUCCUCUACCGCACAGUGUCCCUCCAGCCCUGCCGAGGCUAAGGGUACGAGGGGAACGGAUAGAAGUGUCAACAGAUGACUAUUUAGUUCUUCCAUCUGGGAACCUCCAGAUUAUCUCUGUAUCAGCCCAGCACCAAGGCAUGUAUAAAUGUGGUGCAUACAACCCUGUUACAGGAGAAACCGUCAUGCAGCCUCAUGGUACCAAAAUCUCAGUCAGAUAUUCAGACCCCUCCUCACCCGUGUGGAUAGCUUACCCCACCGCCCCCAUCACUGUGUCGCUGCAGCAGUCACAGCCGCUCACGUUGGAGUGUAUCGUGUCUGGUAGUCGUGCACCGGCGGCCGUAUGGUUUAAGAAUGGGAAGGAGUUCACGCUGGGGCCUUCUCACCAACUACAGCACAACAACCUGGCUUUUGUUACGGUGACAAGGAGUGAUGAAGGAAGUUACACCUGUGCUGCUGAGACCGAGAGAGGGACUGUGAUCAGUGCCAACUAUACUGUGAAUGUUCUUGAGCCUGUGUCCGUCACAGAGGGCCCGACCAACCAGCUCGUCUCUCCCGGCUCCUCCGCUCGUUUCACCUGCGUAGCAAGAGGAAACCCCUCCCCAAACAUCACCUGGCUGUUCAACGCUGAUCCCGUCACCCCAUCGCACCGCUUUCAGAUCUCUGGAUCUUCACUUGUUAUCACAGACGUGACGCCGCAGGAUGACGGCGUGUAUCAGUGUCUGCUGGACAACGGGAUUAGCUCGACACAGUCGUUCGGCGUCCUUACAGUGCAAUCAGAUCCACAGCUGAGCUCCACCAGCGGUGUGAUGCUGGAGGUUUCACCAUCACUCCACCCCAUGCAGAGCGACGAAGGCCACGAGCGCUUCCUAACCGAGGAAGAAGGCAUACACGACACAAUCAACCUGCCGGCCGACCGCACCGUUGACCGUCCCACUCCAGAGGCGCCGAUCAUCAUCAGCCCGCCUCAGACUCACAAACCCGACGUGUACGACCUGGAGUGGAGGGCGGGGCGCGACGGAGGAAGUCCAAUCAAUGCCUAUUUUGUCAAAUACCGUAAGGUCGAUGAAAUGGGAACAGUGGUGGGGAGCUGGUAUACGGUUCGCGUCCCUGGCAGUGAGAAGACCCUGCGGCUGUCAGAGCUGGAGUCCUCCAGUCUCUAUGAGGUGCUGAUGGUGGCUCGAAGUUCAGCAGGAGAAGGCCAGCCAGCAAUGCUCACUUUUCGAACUGGCAAAGAGAAGAGCACCUCCUCCAACAAGAAUCCCUCAAAGCCUCCCGUCAUCUCGAUGCCCCCCAAAGCUCCAGAGGACAAAACCCCCAACACACACUUCGGAGUCGUCAUACACGACAGAGUACCCGAGGCUCCCGAUCGCCCCACCAUCUCUAUGGCGACCGAAAGCUCGGUGUAUGUUACCUGGAUCCCGAGAGCCAACGGCGGCUCGCCAAUCACGGCCUUCCGUGUGGAGUACCGGCGGGGCCGCAGUGCGGAGUGGGUUGUAGCUGCGGAUAAUAUCUCACCGCUCAAGCUUUCCGUGGAAGUUCGCAAUCUGGAGCCUGGCUCCACCUACAAGUUUCGCGUCGUAGCCAUGAACAUGUACGGCGAGAGUCCUCACAGCAUUCCCUCUAAGCCGUACCAGGUGCCACAAGCCAGCCCUCGCAUUGCAGACCGCCCGGUGGUCGGACCUCACAUCUCAUCCACAGAUGCCAUCAGCGACACACAGAUCAUGCUGCGCUGGACUUAUAGUCCCUCGAGUAACAACAACACUCCCAUCCAAGGCUUCUACAUUUACUACCGGCCCACAGACAGCGACAAUGACAGCGACUACAAAAGGGAUGUAGUUGAAGGUGUAAAACACUGGCACAUGAUUGGACAUCUCCAGCCCGAGACUUCCUAUGAUAUCAAGAUGCAGUGCUUUAAUGACGGGGGAGAGAGCGAAUACAGCAACGUCAUGAUCUGUGAGACCAGAGCACGUCAGCCUCCAGGAUCACCCAGCCAGUACCCCAUCACUCCACCUGGCCCCCACCCCCAGGAGCCCCCCAGCCCUCCUGGAGGACUGCUGUACCUCAUCGUCGGCUGUGUUUUGGGAGUGAUGGUGCUCAUCCUGCUGGCAUUUAUUGCCAUGUGUCUGUGGAGGAAUCGACAGCAGAAUAAUAUGCACAAGUACGACCCUCCCGGCUACCUGUACCAGCCAGCGGAGAUGAAUGGCCAUGUUCUCGAGUACACCACGUUGCCUGGCACCAGCCGCAUCAAUGGUGGCGUCCACGGAGGCUACGGGCACAGUGGCCCCAUGUUACCCCAGGGGUGCCAUCACCUCCACCACAAACUCCCCAACGGCUUGGCGCUGCUCAACGGCUCCAGCGGCCUGUUCUCACCUGGCCACCCACACAGCCACGAUGGCACCCUGCCUCACAGCACCAGGGACUGCGAGCACUCCCACCCCCACCACCACCAUAAUGGUGGAGGCAUGUACACAGCUCUUCCCCAAACAGAGUCUUCUGAUUGUAUGAGCUGUCAAAACCUCUGCAACAACAACAGAUGUUACAACAAGACCAAUGGCACUUUCUCAAGCGGCACUCUGCCUCUAAUGCAUCGCGUGGCAUCCUGCCAGCAGGACGGGCUGGAGAUGGUGCCUCUGGGACAGGUUUCAUCGCAGUGCCACGGCCCUGACAGCCACUCUAGUGACCAGGAGGCCGACGCAGGGUACCAGCCAGGCGAGCAUAGGGAGUCUUCGCCCUCACAGCAUUCUUGCUGUCUGGUGGGAAACAAUGAAAACUGUCCAGCAGACAACACUGCCGAGGAGGAGCUGGAGUGCGUCGACACGGAGGGGCCUGUGGUGUGCUGGGAGAGUCUUGGCCUGCCAGACUUGGACUGUGACGAAAAGCCUGGGUGGAUCUCCACCAGCAGCCUGGCAGGAGAGCUGAUCCAGCCCGGCCCCCAGGAGGUCUGAAGGCAGCCCACACACAAACACACUCUCCUGCAGUGUGGGGUUUUUUUUUUUUUUAGAGAAACCCAGCAGAGUGACUGGAUGAGAGACAGUUGUGGAAAUAUCACAGGAAGGAAGUGGACCAGCGAUGUGAUAGUCAGAGACACUGCAUGUUACGGUGACAAGGAAACAAAACUGUCGAUGGACUGAGCCGAGAUUAGCGUCAUGGGAAAAGACAGUGACUAUAAGAGACUGAGAGCAAAGCCAGAUGGAGAGAAACACAAAGAGAAAGGGAGCGUUGCUCGAAGACAGAAACUGUAUCCCAUUGGAGGGAAGACUCUCAUAAAAGAUCAAAGACUCUUUAGAUGACUUAUUUAUUUUUUGUAGUAGUAAAAUAUUAUUUCAUAUGAAUGUAUCUGUUUUAAAGAAAAAAAGUUUGUCUUUUAUAUUAUUUAUGCCUUUUGGAUGAGAAAUACUUUUUAUUUUUUGUUGUUUUGUCCCUCUGUGUUCCACUUAUGUGUGGAGAUUAGCAAUUGUCUGUGUAAAGUUUUGUAAUAAUAUAAAGAGAAGAUAUGGAAGAGUAAACAACAA
This is a messenger RNA of Thunnus maccoyii (southern bluefin tuna), 4419 nucleotides long. It is a transcript of the gene cdon, whose product is annotated as cell adhesion associated, oncogene regulated. The record is from RefSeq and is a predicted model, not a curated record. The transcript has 19 exons. Lineage: Eukaryota; Metazoa; Chordata; Actinopteri; Scombriformes; Scombridae. Gene Ontology annotation, cellular component: plasma membrane; axon. The coding region runs from base 481 to 3852 and encodes 1123 amino acids. Gene Ontology annotation, biological process: axon guidance; cell-cell adhesion; nervous system development. Gene Ontology annotation, molecular function: protein binding.